UGACAGUAUUACUUGACCGUUCGGGUGAUGUUUGCGAGUUUUAGCGCUGAGGCUUACCACGUAGCUUUCGGAGGUGUAGCUAACACGAAGCCCAGUCACUGCCCCGCGUUGCCCCUCAUCGCGGGCAUCAUGUCAAUGUUUACAAGACACAACAAGCGCAAAGAAGCACAUUCACCAGUGAUUAUGCUGUCAGGACGAGCCAUGCUGUCGCAUAAACAAAGUGCAGUGUACUUAAAGGAUCCAGUCAACUUGGUCGCGCCUGCCAAUGGUCGUACGGAUGUGUAAAGGCGGGCUUGGCGCGGCAUGAAGCUGUAGGCUGUAGCUUCCGUAGAAAGUUCUGGACAGCUAUCACCGUGCUUUUCUUCAGCCUCGCACAUAAACUCCAAUUCCUGCAACUCUGUCGAUAUCUCCAGUGCCUGAACAUUGAUAUCCUUCGUUCACACUACGACAUACCCACCAAACAACUACAGCGAUCCGGCGACCAUGGCUGACACGAAGCGCCCUCGCGUCUUCUUCGACAUCGCCAUCGGCGGCGUGAAAGCCGGCCGUGUUGCUUUCGAGCUCUACAGCGACAUCGUUCCCAAGACCGCCGAAAACUUCCGCGCACUAUGUACCGGCGAGAGAGGCGAAGGCGCAUCCGGCAAGCCGCUGCACUACAAGAAUUCGAGCUUCCACCGCGUCAUCAAGGGCUUCAUGAUCCAAGGCGGCGACUUCACACAGGGCAACGGCACAGGGGGUGAGAGUAUAUAUGGGGAGAAGUUUGAAGACGAGAACUUUGAGAAGGUGCACGACAAGCCGUUCUUGCUGAGCAUGGCGAAUGCCGGCCCAGGAACAAAUGGCUCGCAGUUCUUCGUAACCACCGUCCCCACACCACACCUCGACAAGAAGCACGUCGUCUUCGGCGAAGUCAUCAACGGCAAGAGCAUCGUGCGCCAGAUUGAGAACCUCAAGACGCAGAGCGGCGACAAGCCGUGGCACGAUGCGACCAUCAUCGACUGCGGCGAGCUCACGGGUGACGAUUACGACAAAGCCACAGAAAAGAUGUCCGACGCAACCGGCGACCCUUACGAAGACUUCCCCGAGGACCAGAAAGCCAACAGCGACGACGAAUGGAAAGGCGAGGAGAUACUCGAGAUCGCUACCAAGCUAAAAGACAUGGGCAACGACGCGUUCAAGAAGGGCGACCUCAAACUAGGCAUUACCAAAUACCAAAAAGGUAUCCGCUACCUCCACGAGUACCCCGCCCCUCUCGACGACGACCCCACAGACCUCUGGCCCAAACUGCAAGCCCUGAAAAUAUCCCUCUACUCCAACAGCGCGCUACUACAGAACAAGACGGGUGCAUAUGGUGACGCGGCGGAGAGCGCGACCAAGGCGCUGGACAUCGAGGGUAUCACGGAUAAGGACAAGGCGAAGGCGCUUUUCAGGCGGGCACAGGCCAAGGCGGGAAAGAAGAACGAAGACGAGGCGUUGGCGGAUUUGAAUGCGGCGCUCAAGCUUGCGCCAGGCGACGCGGCGAUUGUCAAAGAGUUGGAUGUGGUGAAGAAGAGGGUGCAGGCGCGGAAGGAGAAGGAGAAGAAGGUUUAUCAGAAUGCUUUCAACUUCGAUUAGGUUUGUGAGAGUUGUAAGCGUGGGAUGCUCACGAGAGGCAUGAGGAAGUAGGGGGAGUGAAGUAGUGGUGGUAGAGAAAAGGGACAGAUACCAGUUUACUCUUCCGUGUAAUAAACAAGAUUUCAUGUAACUACUGCUCUCCAUCAACACAACAGUCACUUCGCAGAUUGUGGAACGGAUUUUCAUGACAAAC
Molecule: messenger RNA, 1804 nt
Organism: Alternaria rosae
Lineage: Eukaryota; Fungi; Ascomycota; Dothideomycetes; Pleosporales; Pleosporaceae
Product: peptidyl-prolyl cis-trans isomerase D
Exons: 4
Coding region: 484-1611 (375 amino acids)
Biological process (GO): protein peptidyl-prolyl isomerization; protein folding
Cellular component (GO): intracellular membrane-bounded organelle
Molecular function (GO): protein binding; peptidyl-prolyl cis-trans isomerase activity
Source: RefSeq, a predicted model, not a curated record